Schistocerca serialis cubense is the source of this 438-nucleotide messenger RNA. Its product is annotated as transcription factor Adf-1-like. Gene Ontology annotation, biological process: regulation of transcription by RNA polymerase II. Lineage: Eukaryota; Metazoa; Arthropoda; Insecta; Orthoptera; Acrididae. The transcript has 4 exons. Bases 1 to 438 code for a protein of 145 amino acids. Gene Ontology annotation, cellular component: transcription regulator complex; nucleus. The record is from RefSeq and is a predicted model, not a curated record.
AUGACGAUAAUGGAGUUCGACGAGUAUUUGAUUGAAUUAGUUCGUUCUCAUUCAGAGCUGUAUAAUAUGACUGAUAGGAGAUAUAAUGAUUCCAUAUGGAAAGAAACACUGUGGAAGGAAAUUGGAGAAGAGGUGGGGCGUCCAGGCCCUGAAUGCAAGCAACGAUGGGUGUCACUGAGAGGCCAAUUUAGAAAAUGUGUUAUUAAAAAAACAAAGAGUGGACAAGCUGCCAUACCCAAGAAGCCAUGGAAGUAUGAGGAGAUUAUGGCUUUCCUGCGCCCAUACAUGCUGGAGCGGGAAACAGUUUCUAACAUAACUGGUGAUAUUUGUUCAGAGGAUGAAUCAAACGGUGUCACCAGCUACAUGUCCCGACCUCAGCCAACACCCGCCUACAACAAAGGAAACUAUCCCUAUUUGCAGCCGUUUGGCAGCCUGUGA